Molecule: messenger RNA, 4390 nt
Organism: Lactuca sativa (garden lettuce)
Lineage: Eukaryota; Viridiplantae; Streptophyta; Magnoliopsida; Asterales; Asteraceae
Source: RefSeq, a predicted model, not a curated record
CACUCCCCUUCUGCAUUUCUUUAUGCAAUUUUUCGAUUUAAUCCCAUUCAUUCUACAUUCAUCUACUCAAUUUGGAUCUCAGGGGUAUCUCUUGUGCCGCUGGAAGAAAAAAAAUCCUCAUUCUAGAAGUUGCAAAGGUGUUUGAUCACUGAUCAGUGUAAAUGAUGAUUUUCUUCAGCUGAUUUUGUUUUUGUUCUAUCCAUCUGCAUCGUGUUGUAACUUUUUGAGUUCUUCAUGUUAAGAAUCUGUCACGGUUCAUACCAGAAAACAAUUUCCAUACCAUGGGGAUUCUUCUGUUGGAUGGAUGUAAUGUGAAGAAGAUUAGGGGGAAUGAAAAUGACAUGUUUUGAUGAUUCUUACGUUACGUUAUUGAAUUACUUUGAUUCGGUUUUGAUCUAAUUUCUUGAUAUUUUAGGGCUAUAGAGGUGUUCGUAAACUGCUGUACUAGGUGUAGGGAUGGGGAUUCGGAUAGGAGGGUUGGGUAGUCUUGGUUUACGAGCUACCUCGUGUCGAUGUUCGUGUGAUCUCUGUUUCUCAAUCGACUAGUUCGAAUCUCUCAAGAUUGACGUCAGUUUCGUCUUGAUUUGAGUAUGCAGUUGUUUGGAGACUGAUUCUAUAUCUCAUUUCCGUUUUAUUGAGUCCUUUCCUAUAUCCAUAUUGAGAAUUUAUGUAUGUGUGAUACUGCAAAAUGGAGAUCGGAGAACAUUAGAUAUAAAAGAUCAAAAAGAAAUUGACUUAUGCUCCUUUAGUUUCUUUAAACCAUAUCGGUUCACCUGAUGGCAGUUAAUCUUCUUCUUGCUCAUUUUCUUUUUACAGGAUUGUUGACGUCUUAUAGAUAGCACGGAUUGGUGAUGAUCAGCUCAUGGUUCUCAAUCAUAGCGUUCUUUCCAUAACCUUUAUAUAUAUAUACCUAAAUUGGAUUUUGCUGGUUCUUGACACCUGAAAAACAUCAAUUCUAAUCAAGAAUGGAGAGCUUAGCACAGCUGGAAGCUUUGUGUGAGAGACUCUACAAUUCACAAGACUCAGUUGAAAGAGCCCAUGCUGAGAACACCCUUAAAGUCUUUUCUGCAAAUACCGAUUACAUUUCACAGUGUCAAUACAUAUUGGACAAUGCUUCAACUCCUUAUGCAUUGAUGCUAGCUAGUUCAAGUCUUUUGAAGCAAGUGACUGAGCAUACACUAUCACUGCAGCUGCGACUUGAUAUAAGAAACUACAUCAUUACCUAUUUGGCAAAAAGGGGACAUGAACUUCAGCCAUAUGUGAUCGGAUCUUUAAUCCAGCUCUUGUGUCGGGUGACAAAGUUUGGUUGGUUUGAUGAUGAUAGGUUCAGAGAUGUAGUCAAAGACUCCACAAAUUUUUUGAUCCAGGCAUCACCCGAGCAUUGUUCUAUUGGUUUAAAGAUACUAAAUCAGCUUGUUAGUGAGAUGAAUCAGCCAAAUCCGGGGUUGCCUUCUACACAUCAUAGGAGAGUUGCAUGCUCCUUUAGGGAUCAAUGUCUUUUUCAAGUUUUCCAAAUAUCUCUUACUUCACUGCAACAGCUGAAAACUGAUGUUGGAAGCCGGUUGCCUGAGUUGGCACUUACUCUGGCAUUAAAAUGUUUAUCAUUUGAUUUUGUUGGAACAUCAAUUGAUGAAAGCUCAGAUGAAUUUGGCACUGUUCAGAUUCCAUCUGGAUGGAAGCCUGUUUUAGAAGAUCCUUCAACACUACAAAUAUUUUUUGAUUACUAUGCAAUCACAAAGCCUCCAUUGUCAAAAGAGGCUCUAGAAUGCUUAGUGAGAUUGGCUUCAGUAAGGCGAUCUUUAUUCUCAAAUGAUGCUGCACGUUCUAAGUUCUUGGCCCAUUUAAUGACUGGAUCCAAAGAGAUACUACAAGCUGGACAAGGUCUUGCUGAUCAUGAUAAUUACCAUGAGUAUUGUCGUCUUCUUGGACGUUUUAGAGUAAACUAUCAGCUAUCAGAACUUGUAAAUGUGGAAGGCUACAGUGAUUGGAUUCGUUUGGUUGCAGAGUUUACUUUGAAAUCAUUGCAGUCAUGGCAGUGGGCUAGUAGCAGUGUAUACUAUCUUUUAGGGCUGUGGUCAAGAUUGGUGACAUCUGUGCCCUACUUGAAAGCUGAUGCACCUAGUCUUCUUGAUGAGUUUGUGCCCAAAAUUAGUGAAGGUUUUAUCACAUCAAGAUUUGAUUCUGUACAGGCUACUCCCCAAGAUGAUCUCUCUGAAAACCCUCUUGACAAUGUGGAGCUUCUUCAAGACCAACUUGAGUGCUUUCCAUAUCUUUGCAGAUUUCAGUAUGAAAGAAGUAGUUUGUUUAUCAUAAACAUUUUGGAGCCAAUCCUACAACUGUAUACAGAAAGGGCACAACAUCAGAUUAGUGAUAAAAAUGAACUAUCUGUCAUUGAAGCCAAAUUAGCUUGGAUUGUUCAUAUUGUGGCAGCUAUAUUAAAGAUUAAACAGUGUAGUGGUUGCAGCACGGAUUCCCAAGAAGCUAUUGAUGCAGAAUUAUCAGCUCGUGUUUUGCGUAUUAUAAAUGCUACUGAUAGUGGAUUACAUAGUCAGAGAUAUGGUGAACUUAGCAAACAGAGACUUGACCAAGCAAUUUUGACUUUCUUCCAACACUUCAGAAAAUCUUAUGUAGGUGAUCAAGCUAUGCAUUCUUCUAAGCUUUAUGGUCGACUAUCUGAGCUGCUUGGACUUAAUGAUCAUCUUCAGGCGUUAAAUUUGAUAGUUGGAAAAAUAGCAACAAACCUCAAGUGUUACACAGAGAGUGAGGAAGUUAUUGGUCACACCUUAAGUCUGUUUUUGGAACUUGCAUCUGGAUAUUCAUCAGGAAAGCUACUUAUGAAGUUGGACACUGUCAAAUUCAUUGUUGCAAAUCAUACAAGGGAGCACUUUCCUUUCUUGCAUGAAUAUAGAUGCUCUCGUAGCAGAACAACAUUUUAUUACACUAUUGGUUGGUUAAUUUUCAUGGAAGACAGCCCUGUUAAAUUCAAGUCUUCAAUGGAUCCACUAUUACAGGUUUUUAUCAAUUUGGAGUCAAUCCCUGAUACUAUGUUUCGCACUGACACUGUAAAAUAUGCAUUAAUUGGAUUAAUGAGGGAUUUAAGAGGAAUUGCAAUGGCUACUAAUAGCCGAAGAACAUACGGACUUUUAUUUGAUUGGUUAUAUCCUGCUCACAUGCCAAUCCUUUUAAAAGGCAUCUCACAUUGGGCUGACACUCCGGAGGUUACUACACCACUGUUGAAAUUUAUGGCUGAAUUUGUUUUAAACAAGGCUCAACGUUUAACUUUUGAUUCCUCUUCUCCUAAUGGGAUCCUUCUUUUUCGAGAAGUUAGUAAGCUUCUUGUAGCUUAUGGAUCAAGAAUCUUAACUUUCCCUAAUGCUGCUGAUAUAUAUGCCUUCAAAUACAAAGGCAUAUGGAUUGCAUUGACUGUUCUUUCAAGGGCCUUGUCUGGAAACUAUGUAAAUUUUGGUGUGUUUGAACUAUACGGAGAUAGAGCUCUUGCUGAUGCACUUGAUAUUGCUCUAAAAAUGACACUAUCAGUUCCUUUGGCAGAUAUUUUGGCUUACAGGAAGCUUACAAAGGCAUAUUAUGCAUUUUUGGAGGUUCUAUUCAACAGCCAUAUUGUUUACAUGUUGAACCUUGAUACAAACACUUUCAUGCAUAUAGUUGGCUCACUAGAAUCCGGAUUAAAAGGACUUGAUACUAGCAUCUCCACUCAGGCUGCAUCAGCGGUUGAUAAUUUGGCUGCUUACUAUUUCAACAACAUCACCAUUGCGGAGGCACCAACUUCACCUGCUGCAGUCAACCUCGCUCGCCAUAUUGCAGAGGGCCCCACAUUGUUCCCAGAAAUACUGAAGACGCUGUUUGAGAUUGUUUUGUUUGAAGACUGUGGGAAUCAGUGGAGCCUUAGUAGACCAAUGCUCAGUCUGAUACUAAUCAAUGAACAGAUAUUUUCGGAUCUGAAAGCUCAUAUUUUAGGCUCACAGCCAGUGGAUCAGCAUCAGAGGCUGUCGUUAUGCUUCGACAAACUAAUGGCGGACAUUUCAAGAAGCUUGGAUUCCAAGAACCGAGACAAGUUUACUCAAAAUUUGACAAUAUUUAGACACGACUUCCGUGUCAAAUAAAACCAAACAUGUCUUUGUCUCAUCUCCUCCUAGGUUUGUUUUGUUUUGGUUUCAUGUGUCAAUCAAUCAAUCACGUGUAUAGAAGAAGAAGAAAAAAAGAAACAUCGUCAUUAAAAAAAUGUCAGAAAUGAUGUUUGCAUUGCAAGGAAGGUCAUGUAGUAAGUAAGUAGUGUUGUUUAUUGUUUGGACCCAGCUAUGGUACGUACAUAAAGCUCUCAUAUUACAUUAUGGGAAAAUGGGAUAAAAAACUAGUUUGAGAUUGUAUCAUA